AUGACACCGCCGCAUAACGUGGACCACGUCUCAUCCGCAUACAACAAUGAAGCGGCAGACUGGAUCGAAUCUCUCCGACCGCCACCAGCUCCGCGUCUCUUCUCCCGUUCAUCCUACGCAUCCUACGCGUCCAAGGCCUCCAGAACCUCCAAACGAUCCUUCUUCUCUCACACAACUUCCUGCUUCGAAGCCGACGACGAACGAUCCGAUACCACCUCGUUAGUCGACUGGAUCACCACCACCAUGUCCGGCAGGAUCAGUCCUGCCAACGCCGGCGACAAUGGUCCUGGCGACCAUAACAGCGAUUACCUAUACGACUACGACGACACUGACAGAGAGAGCGACUUGCCUCCCGCACGAUACCCCGGUGACGACACUCGCCCCACUAGCCAGAAGGAACUCGCGGGAUGGUAUGCCUAUGCCUUCGCUGCUGAGGUCUAUGUUAUUUGCGGUAUCGGUUCUUUCAUCCCAAUUCUCCUAGAAAGUUUAGCCCGCGAAAAUGGCGUCCUCCUCUCCGACCGAUCGAAACCAUGCGGUUCCAGCUCCGAUAAGCAUGCGACCGCCGCCGAAGGACAAUGCGUCGUCUACGUAUUGGGCAUGGAAAUUAACACGGCGAGCUUCGCCAUGUACACCUUCAGCGUCAGCGUCCUGCUGCAGGCCUUGUUGGUCGUCAGCAUAAGUUGCGCGGCGGACCAUGGCAACUUUCGGAAGAAGCUUCUGCUGGCCUUUGCGUGGAUUGGAAGCAUUUCUGUUAUGGCCUACAUUUUCAUCAGCAAGGACACCUACCUCAUUGGCGCGCUGCUGGCCAUCGUUUCGAAUACCUCACAUCAUCCCGAGAUCAGUCAUGCUGGAGAUUAUGGCUCGCCAGGGUACGCGACUACCGAAGAUGGCGACGAUGAGGAUGAUGAAUACAGGGAGGACAGCAUGCGCAACUCGACGACUGCCUUGCUUGGGAGUCGAACGUACGAUGAGGGCGAACCGCUCUCUCGAGUCCAGACGACUGAGGAGCUGACCUCACGCGAACUGGAAUUAUCUACGCAGAUCUCGGCCAAGGGUAUCGGUAUCGGUUACAUCGCCGGUUUGUUCCUGCAGUGCGUCGCCAUCGGCAUCCUGAUCGUCCUGAAGAAUACCACUUGGUCGCAGCGGAUCGUUCUUUGUGUCAUCGGCGCAUGGUGGGCCAUCUUCACCAUCCCAGCUGCCAUGUGGUUACGACCUCGCCCCGGACCCCCUUUGCCUACCAAGUCCAACUCCGGCGGCAUUCGGGCCUUGUUUCACUACACCAUCUACGCCUGGAAGUCCCUCUUCCGCACCGUCCAGCUCGCCCGGCGGCUAGUAGACAUUGUCCUCUUCCUCGCCGGCUGGUUCCUUCUUUCGGACGCCAUUGCCACUACCUCUUCGACCGCCAUCCUGUUCGCCAAAACCCAACUGCACAUGGAACCCUGGGCGUUGGGCAUGAUCAACGUCAUCUCUACUGCCUCAGGCAUCAUUGGCGCUUUUUCCUGGUCCUUCAUCUCCCGAAAAUUCCGGCUCAAAGCCCACCAGACCAUUCUGGCUUGCAUCGCCCUGUUCGAACUCAUCCCUUUGUACGGCCUAAUGGGCUACCUCCCCUUUGUCCAAGCCUGGGGCGUCGGCGGCUUGCAACAACCAUGGGAGAUGUACCCCCUGGCCGCCAUCUACGGAUUCGUCCUCGGCGGAUUGUCAGGCUACUGCCGCUCUUUGUACGGCGAGCUCAUCCCUCCCGGAUCCGAGGCUGCUUUCUAUGCUCUUUAUGCUAUCACCGAUAAAGGGUCAAGCGUGUUUGGACCGGCGAUUGUGGGCGCGAUUAUUGAUGCGUCUGGAGAAAUCAGACCGGCGUUCUGGUUCUUGGCCGCCAUCGUGGGCACGCCGGCGCUGUUUAUCUGGUUCAUCAAUGUGGAGAGGGGAAGGACGGAGGGUGAGGCUUUGGCGGAAGUUAUUGAGGGAUUCAAGCAGACUGGACUGAAUGGGAGUGGAAAUGGGUUCAACGGGGAUGGGUUGGCGGAUGAGAGGAGGGGGAGUGAUGCUAGUAGGGCGAUUUUGGGGAGGUAUGAUGAUGAAGAUGAUGAGUGA
Molecule: messenger RNA, 2088 nt
Organism: Sordaria macrospora k-hell
Lineage: Eukaryota; Fungi; Ascomycota; Sordariomycetes; Sordariales; Sordariaceae
Source: RefSeq, a predicted model, not a curated record